GUUGCAUACCGGUCCCGGGGCAGAAUGCUGCUCCCGACGCUGGUGACGUGCCUCGCCGGGUGCGCCUUUCUCCUCGCGCCGGUCAGCGAGGGCUGCGGACCGGGGAGAGGCAAUGGCAAGAGGCGGUCACCCCGGAAGCUCGCGCCGCUCGCCUACAAGCAGUUCAGCCCCAACGUGGCCGAGAAGACUUUGGGGGCCAGCGGGAGAUACGAAGGGAAAAUAACCCGGAACUCCGAGCGCUUCAAGGAGCUCGCGCACAACUACAACCCCGACAUCAUCUUCAAGGAUGAGGAGAACACAGGUGCAGACCGCAUCAUGACCCAGGUAACAUCCCGGCCACCGUAGUGCCUUUUAACCACGGCUUUUUUACCAU
This is a messenger RNA of Etheostoma cragini (Arkansas darter), 373 nucleotides long. RefSeq names its product indian hedgehog B protein-like. Bases 25 to 345 code for a protein of 106 amino acids. Lineage: Eukaryota; Metazoa; Chordata; Actinopteri; Perciformes; Percidae. Gene Ontology annotation, molecular function: patched binding; calcium ion binding. Gene Ontology annotation, biological process: cell-cell signaling; regulation of gene expression; cell fate specification. The record is from RefSeq and is a predicted model, not a curated record. The transcript has a single exon.